This is a messenger RNA of Daktulosphaira vitifoliae (grape phylloxera), 1690 nucleotides long. RefSeq lists its product as uncharacterized. The coding region runs from base 1 to 1551 and encodes 516 amino acids. Gene Ontology annotation, cellular component: chitin-based extracellular matrix. NCBI's taxonomy places the organism in Eukaryota, Metazoa, Arthropoda, Insecta, Hemiptera, Phylloxeridae. The record is from RefSeq and is a predicted model, not a curated record. The transcript has 2 exons. Gene Ontology annotation, molecular function: structural constituent of chitin-based larval cuticle.
AUGCGAAACAUGAUGAUUACUCAAUAUCGUGUGAGUUUUCCGUCACUUUCGCACACUGUAUUUUUUGACUCGAUCAUAGUCUAUUUAGAGAACUCACAACGUCUGCCCAUCAUCAAUUCACCGUUAGCAAUGAGUCCGAACAUUAACCUAGUCAUACAGGUGUUUUUGGUGUGUUUUGCGUCGUUGGUGACGGCUAAAGAUGGCGAGCAACAGGUAGCAGAAGCCACUGCAUUACCAGUAAAAAAAAAUAAGCCCGAACUCUCGUCCACACCACCUAACAUGCUCCCAGCAGACGUGUCUAUUCUCAAGCAGAUCAAUAAAGUCAACGAUGAUGGGUCAUAUACGUUUGGAUAUGAGGCAUCCGAUGGCAGCUUCAAGGUAGAAACCAGAGAUGUGGCUGGUAACGUUAAAGGUAUGUUUGGAUUUGUAGACGAAGCGGGUCAAUUGAAACGUGUGUCUUAUUCAGCAAAUAAUAGUUCCGGUUUCCAAACAGCCGGUGAGUCGACUCCAGCGAAUAACGAGCCAUCAUUGACCACUGGUAAGCCAUCCUCCAUACAGACAAUAACGAAAAACAACGAUGACAUUAAGUCAGAAGGAGUAAAAAAAGUACUAGUUUCAAAAAGACCAAUUUCAGAGGAAUUUAAAAGAAGAAGAGAGGGAAAUGGCCUACGCCGGCAUUUACCCCGAAAUGAAAAUGACUCACCAGAUGUAUAUGGCGUUCAAGAUCGUGCCAGUUUACAAUCAGCACCUGUUUCGCCAGUUAUUUCAGCCCUUAUGUCUGAACUUAACCCAGUACGUAUUCAAUACAGACCACAACCAGAAGUUUAUAAUAAAGCUGGACAAACAGCACCAUUUCAACGAGAUAAAUAUCAGGAACAUGACAGAAUUGGAAGACUAGCUGAAGACAAUACACAAGAUGACGAAGACUCUGAAGCGGUAACUGCACCUGCAUCGAUUCAAUCUCCUGUAUCUUCCCCUAUAAGAUAUCAACAGAUUUCAACACAAUAUCAACAGCAAUAUCAGCAACCAUAUCCCUUACAAUAUCAACAAUCUGCUUAUCCUUUAAUUAAUCCAUAUUUAUUUAACCCCAACCUUUUAACUUCUCUCCGUGAUAAUCUUAUGGAACUUAUCUUAACAUUUGUUCAAACUCGUGUUUCUCAAUUUCCUUUUGGUAAUAGUGGUACUUUUGGAGGUCCCUAUCAAUCAUACCCAAUGCCAUAUCAGCAACCUAAUUACUACGUUCCUAACUACUAUCAGGGUCCUCGUUUGGAAUCAAGACCAAUUAUAGCAUCUAAUGUUCAAUUUGCUACGGAACAAGAUGGUUACCAUCAAUCUCCAAGAGUCACCCAGACGCUUAAAGACGGUUUGAUUCGAAUGUUAUUAACAACUAGUCCAAGGUACUCUGGAAAUCCUUCAGAAGCUGAAGAACAAAGUACACCAAGAACAGCAUUUAGAAGAACAACACAAUCCACCCCCGUUAGAAAUAUACAAAUAAUAUCAAAUGACAACUCGGUAGACAAUAGACCAGUUACAACUGAAACAUCAGAUUAGAACAUUAAAAGUGAGUUACUGAUGAAUUAAGAAAAUUUUUUUGAUAGAAUUUUUGACCCUGUAAAUAUUAUAAAAGUUUAUUGUUAAAAGUUAUCAUUACUGAAUUCAAUUCAAUAUAUUAAACAUUUUUUUUUAUUUU